Molecule: messenger RNA, 1671 nt
Organism: Colossoma macropomum (tambaqui)
Lineage: Eukaryota; Metazoa; Chordata; Actinopteri; Characiformes; Serrasalmidae
Gene: slc51a
Product: solute carrier family 51 subunit alpha
Exons: 8
Coding region: 260-1234 (324 amino acids)
Biological process (GO): transport
Molecular function (GO): transporter activity
Source: RefSeq, a predicted model, not a curated record
GUAGAUGAGUGCAAACAAGUGAUUGCUUCUAUGAGGACUGACUAACCUCGCUGUAGGAGCGUUUUGUCACUUAAACGGCGAACCAUCUGCGUUGGGGUCGAAUGCAGGGGGCGUCGCCAUUGGAGGAAAAGUGAGAACAUAGUGGGGCAAAACAGAGCUGGUGCGAUUCCAUGCGUGUAUUUUCAGACGCGUCGUGCUGGUGAAAGCUUGUUUGGUCGGUGGAUUUCUGACUUUGGCUGAAGUUUAAGGACGACUGAAGAUGGAUGCGACCAACAUUAGCUCUGACCCGAGGUGCAAACAGGAACCCCCUUUGGCCAUCGACAUCAUUUUACAGCUGGACAUAUUCGGGAUCGUCCUGUACUCCGUCCUGACCUUCAUGGCCACAGUUUCCAUGCUGAUUUACCUUGAGGAGUGUGUCUACAUCUACAGGAAAGUUGCCUCCAACAAAAAGAGUGCCAUCAUCUGGGUUAAUGGAGCAGCACCGGUUAUUGGUGCAAUGUCCUGUUUGGGCAUGUGGAUACCUAAGGCCACCAUGUUCACAGAUAUGACCUCAGCCACGUACUUUGCGAUUGUAGUGUUCAAAUUCCUCAUUCUGAUGAUUGAAGAGUGUGGUGGAGAUGAAGCCUUUCUCAAGCGGUCAGCGAAGAAAACCUUCAAGAUCAGCACUGGACCCUGCUGCUGCUGCUGUCCCUGUCUGCCCCUAGUGCCGGUCACCAGGCGGUCUCUGUUCUUACUGAAACUUGGCUCCUUCCAGUUUGCUGUUUUGAAAGUGGUCUUCACGAUCCUGUCCAUCAUCCUUUGGACCAAUGAGAACUAUGAUCCCGCUUCUGUUAGCAAGAGUGAUACUGCUAUCUGGAUCAAUUGCGGAGUGGGGGUCCUCACCAUCAUCGCUCUCUGGCCUGUUGGCAUUAUGUUCAUGCAUGUGCGCGAAACGUUGCGCAGUCUGAAGAUUGUUCCUAAGUAUGCCAUGUAUCAACUGGUGCUGGUUCUCAGUCAGCUGCAGGCUGCCAUCAUUAAUACUGUGGCCUCGUCUGGAGCCAUCGCCUGUUCCCCGCCGUACUCCUCCAGGGCCCGGGGUCUCUUGAUGAGCCAGCAGCUUCUGAUCUUGGAGAUGUUCAUCAUCACGCUCGUGACUCGGAUGUUGUACCGACGUGAAUAUGAACCCAUACCAGACGUGGACAGUGAUGAGGAGAAGAAGAUGAUUUCCUAUGACAGUUCAGCAAACACAGUAUGAAAAGAAGCAGCUGUUAUUGUCUGUGUAAACAGGUGAAAAGCUUUCAAGGCCAAGUCACAGCACAAAGAAGAAAAACGGUCACCAAGUGGAUGACAGACGUCAUCUGUUUUGUGCUUUUACACUAUUUUCAUGUGUUUAUCCAUGAGAUUUUCUAGCAUCAGUGAUGCAGAGUCUUUGAAUUUCAUCGUCUCUAAUGUGGAAUACGGCUGAUGACCCUAUGCAGAUGUAAAUUUUGAUCAAUUUGAUAGCAUGUAUUAGAUUCAGAGUAUUCUUUAGUUAUGCCCAGUACCGUGUUCAGACUCAUUGUACACAUUGCACAGUAUUUCAGACUAUUCUGAAGAAGUUUUGCUUACGCUGCAGUGUUUUAUGUGUAUUAUUCAUUUGCAUUACUUCCACAUAUUAUAUAAUAAAUUCAUUCCUAAUUUGUAGCAGGCUUA